CGAUCGAGUUCUGUUUUAAACCACAAAGCAAACGCUGUAUUGUCCAUAAGUUGAGCAAAAUUCUUGGUGAGGUGAGGUAAUUGCUGGACUGUGGCAAAGAUUUCUAUCAUGAGUGCCGAAAUUGAUGCUCACAUAACGAAGAAGUAUGAAAUCAAAAAGCGCUUAGGAAAAGGAGCUUAUGGAAUCGUCUGGAAAGCUAUAGAUCGACGAACAGGGGAAGUUGUCGCUGUGAAAAAGAUUUUUGAUGCCUUUAGAAACCAAACAGACGCUCAGAGAACCUUUCGCGAGAUUUGUUUUCUUCAGGAAUUUGGAGACCACGAAAAUAUCAUUAAACUUCUAAACGUGAUAAAGGCGGACAAUGAUAAAGACAUCUACUUGGUUUUUGAAUAUAUGGACACAGAUCUUCACAAUGUGAUAAAGAAAGGCAACAUUCUAAAAGAUAUACACAAAAGAUAUAUUAUGUACCAGAUACUUAAGGCUGCCAUGUACCUGCACUCCGGGAAUGUUAUCCACAGAGACCAAAAGCCAAGUAAUGUUCUGUUGGAUUCAGAGUGUUUCGUUAAAAUGUGUGACUUUGGCCUUGCCCGAUCAGUUACGAGCAUGACACAAGAUGCUGCUGAUCCCAGUUUAACAGAUUAUGUGGCAACACGGUGGUACAGAGCACCUGAAAUCCUGUUAGCAUCUCCCAGAUACACAAAAGGUGUUGAUAUGUGGUCAUUGGGAUGUAUUUUAGGAGAAAUGCUAUUAGGAAAGCCAUUAUUUCCAGGCACAUCCACCUUAGAUCAGAUUGAAAAAAUUAUGACAAUAAUUCCCUCUCCAUCUAGACAAGAUAUUGAUAGCAUCAAGUCACAGUACAGUUCAUCAGUAUUGGACAGAAUGGCCUGUAAACCCAAGAGAAGUCUUGAAGAUGUUAUACCUAAUGCCCCACCAGAUGGCAUUGAUCUGUUAAAGAAAUUGCUUCAAUUUAAUCCUGACAAACGACUGACAGCAGAGCAAGCUCUGAAGCAUCCAUUUGUGGCAAGAUUUCACAAUCCUGAAGAAGAACCAUCUAUGGAUUAUGAUGUGAUUCCUGCUCUAAAUGAUGAUGUUCAGUUGAGUGUGGAAGAGUACCGUGUCAAACUCUAUGAGAGCAUCAUCCAGAAGAAAACUAACAUCAGGAGACAAAGAAGAGAGAUUUUUCUUCAAGAUCACAGGCAGAAACAAGCUCAGGCUGCUGAAAAGGCCAGACAACAAGAAAGAGAUUCCCAGCCUCUCAAACCAGUUGAAAACUCACCAACCAUAUCACAGACUAGCCAACCUACACAGAGCUCACCAGUCAGAUCCCCAGUCCACAAGAGUGAAGGUGUGACUGUGGCAUUUGGAAGAACUACCAAGGUUCAGCACCAAAGGUCACCGUCUGCUGGAAAGGGGAUAGUGAGAAGACACAGCUUGGAAAAUGAUAGUGUUAUGUCACCACCAAGGCCAAACCCUGCUGGUCGCACAAGACCAAUAUCUGCUCAAGUAAAGCCUAAGAACACCAUCAUCACACGUAGCAACAGUGCUGACAGACUUUUACAAGUAACCAGUGCACGUAUGGUUCCAGCUCAAAGACCUCCAUCAGCAAAAACAAUUCACAGGCCUGCAAGAAAACCUGUACCAAACCCUAGUCUUAGUCGCUCACCUUAUGAAAGUUAUGCGCAAACACAUGGAACAAUAUCAAAGAGUUCACUGCAAGCUUUACACUCCAGAAUAUGGUAGCUGUAGGUUUAAUAAGCUUCCUUUAGGAUUUUACCUGUUUUUUAUGAGGAAUUUUCUUUGUAGCUAGGCAAAGUUAGCUGUAGAGAAUGAACAGUUUAAUUUAUUUAAGAUAUGCAAUGAAGAGAAUGAAUAGAUUAUACGUAAUAUUUGGGGUUUUGUGAAAUAUUUCCUGCCGCUGCCUUUCAUGAACAAUAGCUAUUUUCUUCGUCAUAUAAUUUUUUGCCAAGGAGAAUCAAAAAACAAAUUUCGUUGUAAAUAAAUACUUAAACAGGAGCAACAGAAUGAUUGUAAAAUAUUAUCGUAUUUGUUAAUUGGUAAAUUUGAAAAGAAUUUUCUAAAUAGGCAAUAAAGACAAUUAUCAUGCAGUUGACGAGUCCAAUUUUAGGAUAUAUUUUCUCUGCAUUUAUUUAAGUUUUAAAGAUACUUGAUAGAGGAAACUUAAUAGAAAAUUAAGCGUAACUUAUUUGUUUAGGAAGUAUCUCUUAGUCAUUUUGAUUAGUUCUAAUCUUUAAGAAGUACUUCUUUUAUAUCAGCCGGAGACAGUUUGCAUAUUUAGUAAAAUGAUGUAAGUUUAUUGUUAUGGUAAGCUAUUUGUUGGAGGGGGGAAUUAAAGAAUGGAUUCAUAACAGUAUAAUGUGAGUGUUUCAUGGACUCACCUAUUUUCUCCAUCUUUGUAACUAAGAGAAAAGCCCAAGAUUUAUGUAGAUUUUAAUGCUGA
Molecule: messenger RNA, 2455 nt
Organism: Orbicella faveolata
Lineage: Eukaryota; Metazoa; Cnidaria; Anthozoa; Scleractinia; Merulinidae
Product: extracellular signal-regulated kinase 2-like
Biological process (GO): protein phosphorylation
Molecular function (GO): ATP binding; MAP kinase activity
Source: RefSeq, a predicted model, not a curated record